Molecule: messenger RNA, 390 nt
Organism: Pelobates cultripes (western spadefoot toad)
Lineage: Eukaryota; Metazoa; Chordata; Amphibia; Anura; Pelobatidae
Source: the annotation of a GenBank genome assembly
AUGUACACCUCUGCCAUGUACACCACUACCAUGUACACCACUGCCAUCUACACCACUACCAUCUACACCACUGCCAUGUACACCACUGCCAUCUACACCACUACCAUCUACACCUCUGCCAUGUACACCACUAUCAUCUACACCACUGCCAUGUACACCACUGCCAUGUACACCACUGCCAUGUACUCCACUGCCAUCUACACCACUACCAUGUACACCACUGCCAUGUACACCACUGCCAUGUACUCCACUGCCAUCUACACCACUACCAUGUACACCACUGUCAUCUACACCACUGCCAUCUACACCACUACCAUGUACACCACUGCCAUCUACACCUCUGCCAUGUACACCACUGCCAUGUACACCACUGAGGGAUACUAUUCAUAG